GUGUGAUUCUGCCGUGAUAGAAACCAAGGCAGCCUCUGCCUACUCUACAUGCUGGUGGACGGGGCAGCGGAGGUCGGCGAAGACGGUGUCCUUUGGGCGAGAAGCAUGGGCAGGGGGCGAAAGGUACUGGUGCGGGAAAGGUGGUUAGUGGCCUCCCCUGCUGGUGUGAGGAAUAUAAAACACGGGCAUUUCUAUCUCGCUUUCUCGUCUGCAUCUAUCACGCUCCUUCCCACCCAAGUCGCUCCUUACCAUGGACCCGCCCCACCACCUCCAUCUCCCCGCCGCCCCCUACGGCAAGUUCCAGCCCCUCGUCAACUCUCCCUCCGCCACCACCCUCCCCACCACCCCCGUCACCCCCUAUGACCUCUCUACCGCAUCCGCUUCCACCCUCGUCGACGGCAGACAUGACUACUUUCGAUACAGGGCUGAGCCCCCAGCGGCAGGGGCCAUCGAGAUAUCACGGUGGAGAUUCUGGGCCAUCUUUGGAAGCUUGUGCAUCGUCGUCUUCUUGUUCGCCCUCGACCAACUUAUCGUCGCUACUGCAUUGCCCAAGAUCACUGCCGAGUUCGACGCCCUGUCUCAGAUGUCUUGGAUAUCUUCCGGCUACUUCCUCACCCUUCUCUCAUUCAACCUCCUUUACUCGCAAUUCAUGAACAUCUUUCCCUCCAAGCACGUCAUGAUCUUUGCCAUCCUCGGCUUCAACGCCGGCUCUCUCGUCUGCGGCCUGGCGCCCAAUAUGACUGUCCUCAUCAUCGGGAGGGUGAUCAGCGGAGCGGGUGCGGCGGGACUGUUUGGAAGUGGGAUGGUCAUCAUUGCCGAGCUCACUCCUCUUCACUCGAGGGGGCAGUAUUUUUCGGGCUUUGGUAUCUGCUUUGCCAUCGCCAGUGUCGUCGGGCCUUUGCUUGGCGGGACGUUCUCUGACCACGUCACUUGGAGAUGGUGCUUUUACAUCAACCUUCCCCUCGGCGCUGUCACCAUCGUCUCCAUCCUCCUCUUCCAACCCUCCACUCCCCCUCUCGGCCUCGCCGAUACGUACACUGGCUACUCCUGGAACAUGCUCAAGCAGGUGCUCCUGUGCGACUGGGUCGGUGUCUGUCUUUCAACAGCAUGGGGAACGUGCUUUAUCUUGGCCGCCCAGUGGGCUGGAGUGAGCAAGCAUUGGAACAACUACAGCGUCAUCAUCUGCUGGGUGGGCACCGGGGUGCUCCCCUUUGUGUUUUGCUUGUAUGAGUGGUUCAGGAAGGACAAGGGCUACUUUAGAAUCAGGUUGCUGAGUAGAAGGAACAUUGGUGGAGCUGCUAUCUUGGGAUUCUUCACCUUUGGCCUCUACAUGAUUCUCGUCUUCUACCUCUCCCUCACAUUCCAAUCCGUUCACCAAAUCUCUGCUACCGGCGCGGGCAUCCGCCUGCUCCCCCUUAUCGGCGCCCUCGUAGCCUUCCUGAUCAUCUCUGCGCUCCUCAUCUCGCGCUUUAGCCGAUACAAGGCCGUUAUCUGCGCCGGGCCGAUUUUGCUCAUUGCCGCGUCGGUCCUCUUCUCCACUAUUAACUCGGGUACGUCCCUGGCAAAGCUGUAUGGAUAUCAAGUGAUCCUCGGGGCCGGAUUGGGCUGUUGUAUGCAGAAUAUCAUGCUGGCGGUGCAGAAUGAGCUGAGGCACGAGCCGGCAGUGCUGUCGAUGGGUACCGGCCUGGCCGUCUUCGUCGGCUUUGCGGGCCGUAUCCUCGGCCUGAACGUGGCCCAGUCCGUCUUUGAAAACAUGCUCCAACGCAACCUCCGCUCCCAAAUUCCGACCAUCUCUUCCGAACUCAUCGCAUCCAUCAUGAAUGACGCCGCGUCCGUGUGGACCGUCGUGCCCGACCAGCUGAGGCCCGAUGUGCUGAAAGCAUGGUGCAAGACUGCUAGUGAGGUCUUUAUGAUUUGCAUCCCACUGGCAGUCUUGGCGCUUGUGGGAGGACUUGUGAUGAAGAAUUCGAGGAUGGCGACAAAGGAGGAGGAGGAAGAGGAGAAGCACGUCGGGUACGGGCUCGGGCUCGGGGGCGGAGGUGGAAACGGGAGUGGAAGUGUAAAGUAUGCGGAGAGCACGAUCAGCAAGGCGAACCAUGACUGGGAGGUGGGCACAUGGGCGAGCUCGGACAAGGCGGUCGUCGUUGUGGAUGGACCGAGGGGUAUCCUCCUGAACGGUCUGAAGAACCAGGCAGAGUAGAUUUUAUACAAAAGGACAUUCACUCAUCAUUCGAACGGCUUUGUCUGUGGAUAGGGUUUUGGCUGUUGAUGCCAUGUAUCGCGCAUACAGCACAAGGUGAUACAGUCUACAGUUACAUCGGCGUAUUUACGCGUCUACUUACGCGCCGGGCUUGUUUUCUGUACAUACCGUGCACCAUGAUCCAGAAGUCUUCUCGUGGUCUCGAUCACCACUGGUUUCGCGAGAUUGAGCGUGCAGCGGCAGCAAGCUCGACACUCAUGUAUAGUUCCUUGUAGCGAGGCACGCUGCCCUGCCCGAGUCUUCUGCCGGGGUGCAUCCUAUGCGUAUGUAUCCAAGACAGAAGUCAGAAGCACGCAUGGCCUGGGGCAGGCGAUAGAGGCAGUGGGUAGUCCCCGGCCGAGCUUGAUAUGCAGCGAUGCAUGGCAUCCUCAC
Cryptococcus amylolentus CBS 6039 is the source of this 2632-nucleotide messenger RNA. RefSeq lists its product as hypothetical. Lineage: Eukaryota; Fungi; Basidiomycota; Tremellomycetes; Tremellales; Cryptococcaceae. The transcript is spliced from 9 exons. Bases 251 to 2200 code for a protein of 649 amino acids. Gene Ontology annotation, molecular function: transmembrane transporter activity. The record is from RefSeq and is a predicted model, not a curated record. Gene Ontology annotation, biological process: transmembrane transport.